UCUUAAGAGUGUAAAGUGGGUAUGAAGCUUAUUUUUUUCUCCCGAAUUUUGAAAAUUUCAGUAGCUGCCUUGUUGUAGUUAUCAAAGCAGUGUGCCAGGGACCGGAAGUAACCUCUGCAACUUGAAGUCCCUGCAGAGAGCCCAAGACUCUCUUUGGCAUCCACUGACUCGAGAUUAGUGUCACGAGCCACGAGCCCAGCACUAUGCGUGCCGUUACCCCACAUGUAGAGUUCACCAUCCACUGUAACAGCACAAGUGUGGAACUCUCCACAAGCAACAUAACCUACCCUGACAGAAGAUAGAGAUUCUAGAAGCCGGAGCUGAGUAACUUCUGCGUUAAACGCAUCUCCACUCGAUUCAUGACCCCAUGUAAAUACUUGACCUUGCUUGGUCAAGAGCGCAGCAUGCCUGACCCCGCAGGCUAUAUGAUGCGCAUCCAAAACGACAUCACAUUGCAAUGGCACAGGAAGGAGUGCAUUAGCUUCCUCCGGCCCCAUCUUAACAUCCUCGUUAUGUACAGCCUUACCCCACGUAUACACAACCUCUAACGCAUUAUCUUCAGUAGGAGCACAUUUAGAUUGAAGAGUGUUUGAUGCUGAUCCUUUUACUUCAACAUUGGUUUGGACUGGAGUUACAGGAUUACAAUCACUCAAUCCAUCAAUUUUGAAGCGUUCGUCCUGCCCAGAUGAUAUCACCACCAUUAUAGCUAACUGCAAAUGCUCAUCUUGAAAAGAGCAAAUUGUUAUUGAAAAUUACUGACAUGACUAAUAAGCACAAACUUGAGGCUCGAAGUUCGUUCGAGAGCAUAAUUACAUCUUCGAGAGCAUAAUUACAUCUGUAGCUGGUGGUAAAGUCUGCAAUUGAUGAAAUAAAUGAGAAAAAUAGAGACUAUAGAACGGAGGGUCGGCCAAGGAACCAACCCUUUAGAAGUUUACAAAAAUUUUGUCGGCCAUAUGUCUUGAUUUCCAUACAGCACUAACCGAACUAGGGCUAGCGUGGCAUAUUUAGCCAACCGACCCUUUUAAAAUUUUCCAACAAGUCCAACCUUUCUAUUUAUAGUGUUGUUCCAAUUCAUGCCUUGUUUGCUGAGUUCGAUGUGGGAUUGGGAAAUUUCUUGGAUACUGCUGCCAAAGCUCAGCUGAGGCCUGAGGGGAAAAAGAGGAGGAAACGCAGCGUCAAAAGUGAAUAGCUUUUCUAAAUUUUUCCUUCAAAGUUGUCAUCUUUCUGAUUAGCGAAAUCCCAUCGUCAUCGUCUGCGUUGAAUUAGAGACUUUGCAACGCGCUUGUUCAACUUUUUCCACUCACCUAACUUCCACGAAAUUUAAAAUCCAAGGGAAAGAGACUAGCCAUUUCAUCAAACUCUCACACUGAUUUGGGCUCUUUCUAGCAUAAUCCCAUGCAAUAAUUUAGUUGAAAACUGAAGAGAGAUGAUGUCGUCGUCGCGAGAUAAUUGGGAGAGGCUGGUGGCGGCGGUGUUGAAGAGAGAUGAGAUACGCCAACUCUGCCACCAAAACUCCAUCUCCACCAUGUCAUCCGAUAGUCGGAGAACCUCUAGUUCCAGUGGAGAUCUUUCCAGAAUUCUGAGCAACAUAUUGAAGCGGAUACCCGUAUCACCACCGCGUCAACCGCCGCUUAUUAGCGCUUCUGGCCUCGAAGCUAGGAAAAAUGCUUCUGGACCUAUUACAAGGAAGCUCUUUUCUGCUUCGCUUUGGAGGAGGAAACCGAAGGACUACAAUCUGGGCCGAGGUUUGGUUGGCAUUCCUGAGGAUCAUUUUGGACUUGAGAGCUUUUCCCUACACGAGCUACUUGUUGCGACAGACAAUUUUAGCAACAACAAUUUCCUUGGACAUGGUGGACGUGGUAAAGUGUAUAAAGGUCGACUAGCAGAUGGCUCUCUAGUACAAGUUACAAGACUACGACAACAAAAAAUUGAGAUUACUUUGGAAAUUACAAGCAUUGCUGCACAUUGUAAUGUACUUCGUGCUCGUGGAUUUUGCUUUACGCAAAAAGAGAAACUGCUCGUUUAUCCUUGCAUGGUUAAUAAAAGUGUGGCGUUCUGGUUAAGAGAAAGACAUGAGCCACUGCCUCCCCUUGACUGGCCAACAAGGAAACAGAUAUCGCUUGGGGCUGCAAAGGGUCUAGCUUACUUGCAUUAUGAAUGCCCCAGGAAAAUCAUUCAUCGUAAUGUUAAAGCUGCAAAUAUAUUGUUGGAUGAGAACUUUGAAGCAGUUAUUGCUGACUUAACUUUCGGCAAAUUUGUCGAUUGCUACGAUAAUGAUAUUAACAUUCCAGGAGCAAUUGAGCAUGUAGCUCCUGAGUACUAUGCUACUCUUAAGUGUUCGGUGAAAAAUGAUGUUUUUGGUUAUGGAAUGUUUCUUCUUGAGCUCAUCACAGCACAGAGAGCUUCUGAACUUGCUUGUCUUGCCAAUGAUAAUGGCGUGAGGUUACUAGAUUGGGUAAAUCAAAUUUUCAAGGAGAGAGAAUGGAAAGUGAUUGUCGAUUCAGAACUUCAAGGUGAUUUCGUAGAUGAAGAAGCCGAGGAGUUGUUGCAAAUUGCUCUGAUCUGCACACAAACUGAUCCAGAACAACGUCCGAUGAUGUUGGAAGUUGUGAGGAUGUUAGAAGUUGCAUAUGAGUUGGCUGAGAUGGAGGCAGAGUGGGUCAUGGAUAAUUUCGAAGGAAAUACUUUGGAACGUCAUUAUGUCGAGGAUUUUGCUCUGGAUAAACUACAGGCAGCAACAGAGGAUUUUAGCGACAAAAUUAUCAGUGAAGAUAGUUUUAAUAUUAUCUAUAAAGGCUUAUUAGAUGGCUCUCCUGUCGCAGUUAAAAGAUACAAUUCUCAAAGCCUAGAAUAUUAUUUCGCAAAAGAAUUAGAGAUUGGCACAACUUGUUUCCAUCCAAAUCUAGUCCACGUGAUUGGAUUUUGCCGGACUCCAGAAGAACGACUGCUUGUUUUCCGGUUGAUGGUCAAUGGAAGUGUCGAAUCAUGGUUAAGGGGGAGACAUGAAUCACGGCCUCCUCUCACUUGGCAAGAAAGAAAAAAGAUAGCACUUGGUGCAGCAAGGGGUCUAGCUUAUUUACAUGAUAAAUGUGAAAAGAAAAUCAUUCAUUGCGAUGUCAAAGCUGCAAAUAUAUUGUUAGAUGAAAACUUUGAAGCAGUCGUUGCUGACUUGAAGUCAGCCAAGUUCAUGGACCACAGCAUGACUCAUAUUACCACAACCGUGACAGGAACAAUUGGUCAUAUGGCUCCCGAGUACCUCGCCAGUGGUAGGUGUUCGGAUAAAACUGAUGUUUUUGGUUAUGGAGCAUUUCUUCUUGAGCUCAUCACAGGGCACAGAACUGCCGAUCUUCUUGAUGUAGCCGAUGAGGAAGAUAGGCUGUGUGCUUAUUGGGUAAAAAAGAAUUACAAAGAGCGAAGAUGGAAAUCGUUGGUUGACAAAGAUAGUGGUGGAGGUGAUUUCAUGGACGAAGUGGUGGUGAAUCAGCUGGUGAAAAUAGCUGUUCUCUGCACACAAUAUGAUCCGGACAGACGUCCGAGGAUGUCGCGUGUUGUGAGUAUAUUAAAAUAUGGUUGUGGUGUGGCUGAGUGGUCCGAUGAGCUGUUUGAAAAAGAGGUCAGAGAAGAAGAGUAUGAUGGAGAGUCGGUUAUCAGCCGUUCUCCUCGGAUAUCAGAAAAACUAUCUGAGCCAAGAUGAUCAUGCAGUAUUUCAAGAAUUAGAGAUUGGCAGAACUUGUUUCCAUCCAAAUCUGUAGUGCAUGUGAUUGGAUUUUGCGAGACUUCAGAAGAACGACCGCUUGUUUUCCGGUUGAUGGUCAAUGGAAGUGUCGAAUCAUGGUUAAGGGGUAAGCUUGACCGAAUGUUAUUCAAUUGCUCUUCUACAUAUGUAUAGGUAUCAUGAUUUUACUGUGAUCUCUUGAGAUAUAUUGCAUCUUCUACUUGCUAUUUUGUACCAAAAAGCUCAUCAGCUUUUACCAGAUUUUGGAGUUAGACACGA
Molecule: messenger RNA, 3994 nt
Organism: Salvia miltiorrhiza (redroot sage)
Lineage: Eukaryota; Viridiplantae; Streptophyta; Magnoliopsida; Lamiales; Lamiaceae
Product: somatic embryogenesis receptor kinase 1-like
Exons: 8
Coding region: 1427-3694 (755 amino acids)
Biological process (GO): protein phosphorylation
Molecular function (GO): protein kinase activity; ATP binding
Source: RefSeq, a predicted model, not a curated record